GAUGCUUGUUUUGUACUUGUUCUUUAUUAAAACGUAUGCUGUUCUGUACGUUGUAUGCGUGAUUCCAAAGAAUGUACGCACUGUUUGCUUCACUUUGCCGAGUGUGUGAAGCCUCGAGCUGCCUUACGAGGGCACGAGUCACGUGCUUCUGGCCUGCACUGCCGCCGGGAUCGGCCCACAUUUUUUUGCUGACUGAUGCGGACACGAAAAAUGCCGACCACCGAGAGGCUAACAGCCUCACUGUAAAAAAAAUGAGACGCAAGCACAAAGGAAAGAAGAGACACCACAAUGCUGGUGGUGGCUUUGCUCUCACGGCAGCAAGUCUGCCGUGACAGGCGCAGACGUCCCAACACCGAGACCUAAGGUUCAACUUCACGGCAUGGAUCGUGCCAGCUAGGACAAGCUAGGACAAGCCACCCCCCGCCCAUGCACAUCCAUUCUUCGUCGAUCCCCUAUUAGCGGAUAUGCGCCAUGGUUCGAGCUGAUCAUCAUCGUCAUUGCCAGCGCGGCGCGAGGCUCUCCGAGCAGAACAGGCGCAUCAGAUCUCGGCUCUAUAGAUCUACUGCAUCUAUACGUUCGGUGCGCCUCUUAGCUGUAAUCUCGUUUUCUUUUUGCCUCUGUCGAAAGCGAUCGAACUGCCAUGUCGCUUGCGAGGCACGACUCGGAGCGCAGCCUGAAGAUGAGCGAGAAGAGCCUGGACGGCAGCGUGGGUGGUCCGCCGCAGAAGCCCAUGCUGUGGGUGUUCAUCACCGCCGCCCUGCUGCUCGUCGGCAUCAUCGCCGUCUCGCUGGUCAACAGCGAGGGCGCGUACGGACACGAGUCCGACAUGACCGCGGUGCUGCGACAACCCGACCUGAUGCUGGACAACGCGGCCGUGCCUGCACAGCCGACGACGACGUCGCCUCGACCAGCAUACGCCGACGAAGACACCAACUAUGCCUCGUGGCUGCUGACGCGCACCGUCAACCCCGCGGUGAACGCCUGCCUCGACUUGCACGCGUACGUCUGCGGCGGUUACGUCGGAGCCGUCGGCCGCCCGCUCGAGGAGUACGUCGCCGCCAACACCACGAUGGCCAUCAAGACGCACUUCCUGGGCAUCGCCGGGCGUUCCUCGACGCGUCGACAGACGAAGCCGAGCCACGACUCCGAGGCUAGGGCGGUGGCCUUUUACCGCAGCUGUCUGAAGACGAGCCGCGCGCACGAAGGCCCGACGGUUGCCGCCAACGCCAGGGCGCUGGUCACUUUUCUGGAACAGAACCACCUCAAGUUCCGGCACGUCGACGACGUCGACCUCGUGGGAAAGGCGCUGGAACUGCUGACGCGCUACGACCUGCAGGUCUUUUUCGCCCUCGAAGUCCAGUUCUUCCCGUGGCUGAGUCGGAACAAGAGGUUCGUACGCGUGGUGGCCAGCCCGGCCUUCGAAGAGUGGAAGGCGCGGAAGGUCGCCUUGCACCGCGCGGAUUUUGAAAGGUUCGUCGAGAAAGUCCUCUCCCUGAGUGGCGUGGGUCAGCGGCGAAUAGCCGACCUCGCGGACGCGGUGAGAGCCAUCGAAGACCGCGUUCAGGAAACGAGCCACGCGGACGAAAAAACCGACGAGGCGAUGGAGGCCACCUGGAGGCGUUACCUGGACGUCCACUCGCGACACGUGUUAAGCGCGGGCGCCUACGACUUGGACAUCAACAGCUCGAACGCGGCCCGCUUCUUCCUAGCCGCUGCUAGCGUCUUGGACGGCGGUCAGCGAUCGGUCUACCUCAGUUGGCACGUUGCCCGACACGUCGCUGAGGUCGCCCGUCUGGUGCCGCGGCAUUCGAGCGAAGGAGAAGUCGACGACGCCAAGACGUACUGCUACGACCAGGCCUACGGCGAAUACAAGCACGCCAUCAUGGCCGCGUACCUCUUCAAGUUUGUCAAUGAAAGUAGGCUGCAAGAGGUGAGCAAGAUGGUUGAUUCCAUCACGAUCGAAGUUCAAAAGAACAUCAGGCGUUCCUCCUGGCUGCCGGCGAAGACUAGGGUCAAGCUCGAAAAGAAGGUCGGAAGCAUCAAGUGGAGGAUCGGCUAUCCGGACGGUCUCAGUAAAUGGAAAGGCGUUGACAAGUUCUACAGCCGUCACCCAGAUUCCACGGGCGUUUUCGUCAGAGACUACCUGGGAGCGCGUGAGGCUAGAAUGCGCGCUUUUUUCACCGCUUUGCGCAGCGACGUCACUAAACCCGAGGAGUUCGACUUCGCCAACGACGCGCCGGGGAUCACGUACGGCGCGCCGAACGAGGUGAGCGUACCGGCCGUCGCCCUGGUGUGGCCUCUGUUCAAUUACCGCGGGGCGCCUGAACUCAACUACGGCCUCCUGGGCUCGCUGCUGGUGGAGGCCAUUAUGCGGGCCUUCGGCGGUGCCGACAUGAUGGACGAUGGCCGUGGUUCGCCGAUUCCGUGGUCCAAGAAACACCGGCGGCUGUUCCAGAAGAAGUACCGCUGCGACAAUCUCAGGGAAGGCCCGCGUAAAUUGAGCCAGGCCUCCCGGAGCAACGCCCACGCGCCGACGUCCCGGGGUCAUCAGGCUCUCGGCUCUCGGCCCGGAGUGUCCGUCGGGGCGCACGCCCUGUACAGGGCGUACAAGAGGGCGGCGGCGGCGGCAUCUUUCGGCGGCGCCGGCGGCGGCGGCGGUCGGAGUCUCCGGGGCUUCGAGGCCCUCAGCGGAGACCAGCUCUUCCACGUGGGCCGCUGCCUUCUGGCUUGCGGCGACGCCCACGACGGCGCGACGGACCCCCUGUUCGCUGGACACCGCUGCAACAGGAUGGCCCAACAGUCGCCCGAAUUCGCCACCGCGUUCCGAUGCGACAGGGCGUCCUGGACGCCCGCGGGCAGUCGCUGCGAUCUUUGGUGAAAGUAAAGCGGAGCGAAAA
Dermacentor silvarum is the source of this 2897-nucleotide messenger RNA. Its product is annotated as neprilysin-4-like. The transcript has 3 exons. The coding region runs from base 641 to 2878 and encodes 745 amino acids. Gene Ontology annotation, molecular function: metalloendopeptidase activity. Gene Ontology annotation, biological process: protein processing. Gene Ontology annotation, cellular component: plasma membrane. NCBI's taxonomy places the organism in Eukaryota, Metazoa, Arthropoda, Arachnida, Ixodida, Ixodidae. The record is from RefSeq and is a predicted model, not a curated record.